GCGCUUGACGUAUAGGGACGGAUAUCCGGAGAAGAAGCAGCUGCGAUGGAAGUUUGCAUUGACCCGCCUCGGUGCGACCCCCAGCCGUCAGGAAGAAUCAACAAAGCUGCCUUCAAGCUGUUCGGCAAGCGCAGGUCCGGCGGAGGCAUGCCGAGCAUCUUCUCGAUAAGGAACAAAGAGGAUCCGGGCAGCGAUGAACUCGCUAGGAGCAAGACCUACGAUGGCUUGACAACUGAUUCAGAAGGCCACAAUAAAGAAGAGCGAGUCAGCAGCGAGCAUCUCAGUGGCGAUGCGGUGGAAGGUAUUACCGCAGCCCCUGUGUGCAGUGCCAUCACGAAGUCGUUCAGUUUCUUCUCUUUGCUGCGCCGCAAUAGCACUCGCAUCACUGACAGGGCAGCUACGCUGGGGCAAAGGAGCCGUGGACUGAAGGGGUGGUUCAGCAGCCUGCGCUGGCGCCGUAAACCUCCGCCGCGGGACGAGUCGGCCGAAAUCCAGUACAUAGCCAAAGGAAUGAAGGGAGUUGAUCUGAUUCUGUCCUGCAGUUCGAACAGUGUGGAAGUACUGGAGGAGAACGUGACCCUAACGCUGGAACCCCUGCCACAGACAUUUGGGGGACAAACUUCGGACAAUUCUGAGAGCUGGACGGGAACCUCUUCGCAGGAGUUACAGGAUAACAGUGGGGAGUGUACAACUAGGAGGAGCUCGUCUCCUCUGGUACAGCAGGUCGGUGAGGAGUCUCCAGGUCUGUCUCCGGUCAGAGUUCUUCAGUCAAGUGAACCUCUCAGGGCAACACACAACACUCCAGCCCAUGUUACUUCCAUCCCAGGGUCUACUCUGACUCCUCCGCUGGAGCACAGCUCGGCUGACCCGCCGUCUGAGGAACGUCUUUCUGCCAUGUUCACUGAUGUCACCUCACUUAAAAGUUUUGAUUCACUGACUGGUUGUGGAGACAUCAUCGCAGACCAGGAGGAUGACUCUGGGAAUGGUGGCAGUAUUACCAGUAAUGGAACGGGUAGACCUGCUAAAACUCCACAGGGGAGUGGGAUAGUGGCUUAUAUGGGUGGUGGAGAAGAGAUGGCCAGUCCAGAAGGUGUGGAUGAUGCAGACAUGCAAGGACUUUGGCACAUGCUCCCUCAGAAGGGAGAGGAUUCCCCAGCUCUACCUCGCAGUGACCCCGUACUGCCUCACCUGCCAACCCGGCAAGAGAAGAGACCUCCUCAGGUAAAAGGGUUGGGGCUGAGUAAAAUCCCCACCAGCGGAAGGUCAGGUAAGCAGCAGCAAUCCACACGCCCUUCUCCUUCACCUAUUGAUAAAGAUCUCCAGGAUGUCCCACCCAAUGAUGAAGGCUACUGGGAUUCCCCUACGCCUGGACCAGAGGAUGAGAACAGUGGCAUUCUGCAGCGAGUCGGUAUGCCAAAGGAAAGCUGCUCCGGGGAUGCACUUUAUGACCUCUAUGACCUUGACAGUCCUGGCACUGUAGACUCAGAUGAUGACGACAUCACAAUGAUUUCCCCAACGCCCUCCACGGGCGAUCUGAAAAUGAGCCCGCCAUCCCAGAAAUCUUCAACUGCUGCAUCUCCCUCAUACCAUUCCAUCAAGGGCAGUACAAGUCUUCCCAGAGACUCUAAGAUACCUAUCAUCGUGAGGCCAAAACCGCCACCGCACUCGUCCAGCCAGGGAGAGCUUUCCUCUCCCGUCAGCCCGACCUCGCACAACCCUCCCUCGAAGGCUAACACCCCAACUCGCACUCGUAUUCCUGUCUCCAGGGUCCCCGUGCGUUCCUCAGGCAACAAGAGCUCAAAAGUGACACCAAACAAGAAGUAGAAUUCCCGACUAUGGACAGAAUACGGGACU
Messenger RNA from Trichomycterus rosablanca, 1854 nucleotides. RefSeq names its product APC membrane recruitment protein 2 (gene amer2). The transcript has 2 exons. Gene Ontology annotation, molecular function: phosphatidylinositol-4,5-bisphosphate binding; beta-catenin binding. Bases 46 to 1824 code for a protein of 592 amino acids. Gene Ontology annotation, biological process: regulation of canonical Wnt signaling pathway. The record is from RefSeq and is a predicted model, not a curated record. NCBI's taxonomy places the organism in Eukaryota, Metazoa, Chordata, Actinopteri, Siluriformes, Trichomycteridae. Gene Ontology annotation, cellular component: plasma membrane.